AUGGCAAUUUCUGCAAAUUUUGUCCUCAAGAUAAUGGUAACAGUUGGGUUUCUAGGUCCUGCUUUUUUCUUGACUCAAUUUAGCCACAUUCAUUCUCCUGUAAUGGUUGUUUUGUGUAUGACUUACAGUCAGGGAACAAAUGUAUUCUCUCAGUCUGGAUUAUAUUUAAACCAUCAAGAUAUAGCCCCUCGAUAUUCUGGGAUACUGCUCGGUCUAUCCAAUACCGCUGGAGUACUUGCUGGUGUGCUUGGAACAACAGCAACAGGUUACAUUCUACAGCAUGGCUCGUGGGAUGAUGUUUUCAAGGUUACAUUCUAUGUAGUGUCCUCAACAGCAAAACGAGGCAUAACAGAGGCAUCCAAAGGUCUUAAUGUGGUUAUAGAUAGGGUUGUGGCAAAAAAUUAUAUGAUAUGGGGUUUUUCCAUGUAG
Molecule: messenger RNA, 429 nt
Organism: Vicia faba (fava bean)
Lineage: Eukaryota; Viridiplantae; Streptophyta; Magnoliopsida; Fabales; Fabaceae
Source: the annotation of a GenBank genome assembly